Messenger RNA from Papilio polytes (common Mormon), 2111 nucleotides. RefSeq names its product cytochrome P450 6B6-like. The record is from RefSeq and is a predicted model, not a curated record. Gene Ontology annotation, molecular function: monooxygenase activity; oxidoreductase activity, acting on paired donors, with incorporation or reduction of molecular oxygen; heme binding. The transcript has 2 exons. NCBI's taxonomy places the organism in Eukaryota, Metazoa, Arthropoda, Insecta, Lepidoptera, Papilionidae. Bases 282 to 1823 code for a protein of 513 amino acids.
UAAACUAUUAAUACAGUCUAUUUUAUUAAAUUAGUUGUUCGUCACACUGGACUGGACACAAUCGAUUUAAAGGGUUAAAACAGGCUCUACCACUGGAAACAAAUAGGCAUAGAGCACCACACUACUUGUACCAUCACUAUCUUAAUUUGGGUUAACUUGAUUGGGCUAAACUCAACUACAUAAAUUAUUAUAAUUUAUAAUUUGUAUUGUUUUUAUCAACUUAUUAUCAGUCUGGGCUAUAUAAGGUGACGGACUGUUUGUACUCUCGCAAACCAUCCACGAUGUUGACCCUGACUGUUGUAAUCCUGCUGUGUGUCGCUCUGUACCUUUAUGGCACAAGAACAUUCAAAUAUUGGGAGAAAAGAGGAAUCAAACAUGACAAGCCAGUACCAUUUUUCGGCAACAAUUCACGUAUGUAUUUGUGGAAGAAAAGUAUGACACAGAUUGGCAUGGAAAUGUACUGGAAAUAUCCAAAGGAAAAGGUCGUGGGAUUUUACAGAGCGAUGCGUCCGGAACUUGUCAUCAGAGAUCCAGAAAUAAUAAAACUUUUUUUAUUAUUUCUGGUUUCAGACUUUGGAUAUUUUCAUUUCAGAGGUAUCAAUACUCACAAAACCGUUGUUGAGCCCAUUGCAAAAAAUCUCUUCCUUGCUGAAGGAGAUCUCUGGAAGCUUUUGAGGCAGCGCAUGACUCCCGCGUUCACCAGCGGCAAACUGAAGGCCAUGUUCCCACUAAUUGUCGAGCGUGCUGAGCGCUUGCAGACCCUUGCAAUCAACGCACCAAAAACUGGACGAGUUCUGGACUCCCGCGAGAUAAUGGCGCGGUAUACCACUGACUUCAUCGGUGCUUGCGGGUUCGGUCUGGACAUGGAUUCUCUUAGCGUAGAAAAUUCCUCUUUUAGACAACUCGGUAUCGAUAUUUUUAAAGUUGAAAUCGGUCAAAUUGUUAAACAAAUGCUUAAAGAAAUGUUUCCCGAAACUUUCAAACAUGUUAAAAUAUUUGGAAAAUUAGAAAAUGACGCAUACGCACUUGUCAGAAAUAUUCUUCAAAAGAGAAAUUAUGAACCAUGCGGCAGAAACGAUUUUGUCGAUUUACUUCUUGAAUGUAAGAAAAAGGGGAAAAUAGUUGGACAAUCAAUAGAACUAAUUAAAUCAAAUGGUAUGCCUGAAGAAGUUUCUUUGGAAUUAACUGAGGAAAUAAUGAUGGCUCAAAUUAUGGUCUUCUUCGCCGCGGGUUUCGAAACUUCAUCUUCCUCUACGAGCUAUACGCUACAUGAACUCGCAUAUAAUCCUGAGGAGCAACGAAAAGUGCAAGAAGAAGUCGAUAGAGUUUUGAAGAAGUACGACAACAAGCUAUCGUACGAUGCAGUUUCUGAAAUGACUUACUUACAUUGCGCUUUUAAAGAAGGCAUUCGCAUGUUCCCAUCGUUGGGUCAUUUGGUCAGAAAGUGUGCUCGUAAAUACACGUUCCCCGACUUGGACCUCACGAUAGACGAGGGCGUUACAGUAUUAAUACCUGUGCAGGCGUUGCACAAGGAUCCGCUGUACUUUGAUGAGCCAGAACGAUUCAAACCAAGUCGAUUCUUAACUGAUUUUAUCAACCCGAUGACCAAAAACAUAUAUUUACCAUUUGGAGAAGGCCCCCGUGCGUGUAUUGGUGAGAGACUUGGUCUGAUGCAGUCGCUGUCGGGUCUGGCGGCGGUGCUGUCGCGCUACUCGGUGGAACCCGCGCCGGAAACGGUGCGCCAUCUUAAAGUUGACCCAUCUUCUAAUAUGGUGCAAGGAGUUAUCGGUGGUUUGCCUUUGAUAUUUAAGUCGAGAAGUUAGUAAACGUUUUAGAGUAGACUUUGUAUUCGCAUAUGAUUUGGCUUUGUUUUUAAAUUGGGAAAACGUAGUUACUUAUUUGUACUUGAGUUUAUUAAUUGUAGUCAAUUUAACUCUAUUAUUUACAUGCAUUUUUAUAUUUACAACGACUGUAUAUUUGAUAAUUGUUCAAGUAUGUAAUUUAGUUGUCUAGGGCAUAUUUAAGCUAGUCAUUUUUGAUAGCCUUAAUUAAUAAAUAUUUUUGACAGCAUAUUUUUUUUACUCCUUCAUUUUUAUAAUUCUUUUUCAAAA